AUGGGAUCAAUCAACGCUUCCGAGAAUCCCUCAAAAUUUAUUUUGACAGCUGAGGCUCUAAACAAUGCGCUGUCUGAAAUGCAUAUGGCCACAAGAGCCAUCCAUGCCGAUGAUUUCGUCAGCCCGCACCGGGCCAUUGCCCCUGGCAUGCAUACCGCGGUAAACUUCCGCUAUGCACGCGAUCCAGAUGAGCUGGUGCCAGAAGAGAAUAAGGAUCCAAAUGCGCCUUAUGAUUCCCACAUAUAUUCCCGCUACACAGCACCCAACUCCAAUCGCUUGGAGAUCUUGCUACGCAGCCUCAUGGGCGGCGAAGCGAUCACGUACUCGACCGGGCUGUCGGCCUUUCACGCGAUGCUUAUCCUCCUCAACCCCAAGCGAAUCUUCAUUGGCGACGGAUACCAUGGAUGCCAUAGUGUUGUGGACAUUAUCAAGCGACUGACAGGCAUCCAAAAACUGGAUCUGACACAGAUCGACCAAGCCGGUCCGGGGGAUAUCAUCCACGUGGAAACACCACUCAACCCGACCGGCGAGGCGCGCAACCUUGCAUAUUAUCGUGCCAAAGCCAGCGAGAAGGGGGCCUACCUGACCGUGGACUCCACCUUUGCUCCGCCCCCGCUACAGAACCCCUUGGACUUUGGGGCUGACAUUGUCAUGCACAGUGGAACUAAGUAUGUGGGUGGCCACUCCGAUAUGCUUUGUGGGAUCUUGGUCGUCCAUCCAGAUCGAGUUAAGGAAGGAUGGUUGAAAACGCUCCGGACAGAUCGCCAAUACAUCGGGAGCGUUAUGGGGAGCUUCGAGGGCUGGUUGGGGAUCCGGUCCGCUCGCACCAUGCAGCUUCGCGUAACGAGACAGGCUCAGACGGCGGAAAAGCUCGCUGCGUGGCUACAGGAGCAGCUGAAAGUGGCAGCGUCUCCUGUUGCAAAGAUUCUGACCCAUGUCCAACACGCAUCGCUGCAGAAAGAUGACUUGAAGGAUGGAUGGCUCCAGAAGCAGAUGCCUGGAGGCUUUGGUCCCGUUUUCGCCGUUUCGACGAAGAACCGGGAGCAUGCACGUCGGCUGCCUAGUAGGAUGUUUGUCUUCCAGCACGCAACUAGUCUUGGAGGGGUGGAAAGUCUGAUGGAGUGGCGGGCGAUGAGUGAUGCGCGAUGCGACCACAGGUUGUUGCGGAUCAGUUGCGGCAUUGAAGAGUUUGACGAUUUAAAGGCUGAUAUCCUGCAAGGGUUGGAAUCGCUGUUACGGGAUUUUCCUUAA
Messenger RNA from Aspergillus udagawae, 1251 nucleotides. RefSeq names its product cystathionine beta-lyase. Gene Ontology annotation, molecular function: pyridoxal phosphate binding; carbon-sulfur lyase activity. Gene Ontology annotation, biological process: transsulfuration. Gene Ontology annotation, cellular component: cytoplasm. The record is from RefSeq and is a predicted model, not a curated record. The transcript has 2 exons. Bases 1 to 1251 code for a protein of 416 amino acids. NCBI's taxonomy places the organism in Eukaryota, Fungi, Ascomycota, Eurotiomycetes, Eurotiales, Aspergillaceae.